UCGUAAACAUGUUCUCUAAGGUAUCUGUGUUAGUGGCGUUUGCAGUCGCCGUCGCAGCCCGACCCGAGACUCCUUCCUACUCUCCUCCUGCUCACCCAGCCCCUUCGUACUCGCCUCCCAGUCCAUCCUACAGCGCGCCUACUCACCCAUCUCCUUCCUACAGUGCUCCAACUUACAAUGAUGUUCCAGCCCGGUAUUACAAUCAGUAUGCCGUAAACGACGAAUACUCAGGUAAUAACUAUGGACAUCAAGAGGACCGCGAUGGCUACAAGACUCAGGGAACGUAUUAUGUGCAGCUCCCUGACGGCCGUCUGCAGAAGGUCACCUACUACGUCGAUGGCGAGUCCGGCUACGUGGCAGAGGUUACCUACGAAGGGGAAGCACAGUAUCCAGCUUAUCAGCCCGCUCCAUCACCCUCUUACGCAUAAUUCAGAUGCGUUUGUCUGUAAAUGUAUAAUCAAAAAACAAUAAUUUAUUG
This is a messenger RNA of Penaeus chinensis, 478 nucleotides long. Its product is annotated as pro-resilin-like. The transcript has 3 exons. Lineage: Eukaryota; Metazoa; Arthropoda; Malacostraca; Decapoda; Penaeidae. Gene Ontology annotation, cellular component: extracellular matrix. The record is from RefSeq and is a predicted model, not a curated record. Bases 9 to 428 code for a protein of 139 amino acids.